Molecule: messenger RNA, 516 nt
Organism: Culex quinquefasciatus (southern house mosquito)
Lineage: Eukaryota; Metazoa; Arthropoda; Insecta; Diptera; Culicidae
Product: adult cuticle protein 1
Exons: 2
Coding region: 79-459 (126 amino acids)
Source: RefSeq, a predicted model, not a curated record
CACAGUUCAUCUGCCAACGCAGCACACAACAAAUCCUUCGUCUUUCGAGUCCUUACAAGAAUCCUUAAAACAACAAUCAUGAAGUGCAUCGCAGCUGUAGUCAUGGUCGUCCUUGCCGUUGCUGAAGGAUCCCUGUACGCCAACUGGGCUUCUCCGUUGGCCUACACCCUGCCACAUACCACCGUGGUCCAGGACAACUCGUACGCCCGGUACGUUGCCGCUGCCCCGUGGGGAUACGCUGCGGCCCCCGUGGCUUAUUCGGGCUAUUCGGCUUAUCCGUACGCUGCCAGCUACCCAGCCGCUGCUGCCUAUGUCCACCAGCCAGCUGUGGCCGUCGUUGCCCAGAAGGAGGCUCGCUAUCUGGCCGCCAACCGUGGAGCCGUCCAUGAUGCGCCCCUGGCCGGACAUGCCGUGUCCCAGCAGUCGCUGAAUCUGGCUCCGGCUCCGGGAACGCUGUAAAAGGGAUUGUUUGAUUGCCUGACUGUUGAAUGAAUGUAAAUAAAUUAUAAUGAAGAA